UAAGGCACUUAGACCAUGGAAACCAGGUUAACGGUAACGUCACAAUUUAUUAGUGAUGGCCAUGAUAUGGGGUACGAAGGGGAAAGGCUAGAGAAAUAUGUGAAGGAACGGAAAGCUGAAUAUGAUAGAGAUAAGGAAGUCGCGAAGGCAGAGGAAGAGGCUAGGUUUGAGCGGCAGGAGAAGUUGAAGAAAGAGGCGAAGGCAGAAGAAGAGGCUAGAAAGAAAGAGGCGAAGGCAGAAGAAGAGGCUAGGAAGAAAGAGGAAGAAGAGAGAUUUGAACGUGAUGAGAAGGCCAAACGCGAGGAGCACGAAAGAUGGAAGGAAAGAGAUGCCAAGGAGUCAAUCAAGAGGAAAGAGGAGUUGGAACUGGCUAGGCUUAAAGAAAAGUCUGCGCCAGAGGCAGGCGGGGCGGCAGGACAGUCAGGGGAUGUGCGAUACAAGAAUGUCUUAGACAGGCUUGACAAGAGUUUCCAGGGAAUGAAAGAUGACGACGACCUCCUAGCUUACCUAACACACUUUGAGGCCGUUGCAGCAAGGUGCAAAAUAGAGAGAAAAGAGUGGUCCUUGCUGUUGUCAUAUAAACUGACCACCGCACUCAGAAACUUCAUGCUAAGGGACAGUCUGUUCCUUAGCGAGAAUUAUGAAGAAGUCAAGACUGCACUUCUUCGCCAUGCAGAUAUCAACGCGGAAACCUGCCGCAAAAGAUUCCAUCUCGUGAGACCAAGUCAAAACGACUUUAGGAGAUAUGUAACAGAAUUGAGAACAGCAUUAGACAAUUGGUGCAAGAUGGCCGAAGUCGGUAAAACAGUGGAGGAGUUAAAAGACCUGUUGAUCAAAGAUAGGAUCUUAGAAAGUGUUUCGAGUGACAUAUACAGGCAACUAGUUUUGAGCAAGCACAGAACAGUAGAUAAUAUGCUAGAAGUUAUAGAAGGAUUUAAGGUAGCUGGUUCUGAUGUGUCUAUUUGUAAGGAAGAAAGUGCGUAUGUUGCGGCAGCGUGUCGUGAGCCUGUGAGAAAUAGAAGUCCAGGGAUUGAGAGUAACUUAAUUAUUUGUUUUAAGUGCAAGAGGGGAGGCCACAAAGCGUCAGAAUGCCCUCAACGUUCGCAACUUAACUCUAGUCCUGCUUCUGAUGUUAGAUAUAGGAACACACCCACAAUCUCCACUAACACACAAAGGCCCAGUAGAAAUGCAUCACAAGGUCGCUACCAAAGGCAGUUUGAUGGUAACGGUCGAAGAAUCCGCGGCAAUAGUGUUGGGAGACAAAGUUAUGCUACAUACGAGAAUUCUUACAAUAACAGGCACAGUAGAACGGGUGGUACUUGGGCAUACCAAAACAGAGAUCAAGGCCCAGGAGGUUCUUAUAGAUGACUGAGUGGUCCUCACAAUAUUCAAAAUUGUGGAAAUUGUACUUUAGGGAAAGGAGAUGAGUAUUUUUCCCCCUGUAAGAGAAAAACUUUUUCAUAU
This is a messenger RNA of Biomphalaria glabrata, 1464 nucleotides long. RefSeq lists its product as uncharacterized. NCBI's taxonomy places the organism in Eukaryota, Metazoa, Mollusca, Gastropoda, Planorbidae. The transcript is spliced from 2 exons. The record is from RefSeq and is a predicted model, not a curated record. Gene Ontology annotation, molecular function: nucleic acid binding; zinc ion binding. The coding region runs from base 16 to 1368 and encodes 450 amino acids.